This is a messenger RNA of Eurypyga helias (sunbittern), 2579 nucleotides long. It is a transcript of the gene FGD4, whose product is annotated as FYVE, RhoGEF and PH domain containing 4. The record is from RefSeq and is a predicted model, not a curated record. NCBI's taxonomy places the organism in Eukaryota, Metazoa, Chordata, Aves, Eurypygiformes, Eurypygidae. Gene Ontology annotation, biological process: filopodium assembly; cytoskeleton organization. The transcript has 16 exons. Gene Ontology annotation, cellular component: cytoplasm. Gene Ontology annotation, molecular function: guanyl-nucleotide exchange factor activity; zinc ion binding. Bases 250 to 2526 code for a protein of 758 amino acids.
AGCAUCUGUCCAAAGUCCUUAAUAUUGUCUAGAUCCUGUCCAACGGGUACCACAACCAGGCUAGUUGAGCAGAGUGUACACAAUGAAGCGGCUCAGGGAAUAAAUGGAAGUGUGCCAGUCAAACGGUCCCCACGUUCAGCUUCAAAUCCAAAGCCACAAGUGCCUCCAAAGCCAGUUCAUCUGCAGAAGGCGUCACCUGUUACAUACCAAACCCCCAGGCAUAAAGCUUUAUCAAAUCAGAAACGGAGGAUGGAGGAGGAGGCACCCACCCCUGUUUCUAGUGUCGCAAAGGAAAAGUCCAGUAAAGUGUCAGAUCUCAUCAAUCGUUUUGAGGGAGGCAGCCCGUUAAAUCCUAGUGAUUUGAAGAAAGAUUCCUCUGUUCUCCACAUUCCUAAAUCUCAAGGAAGAUAUGGGUCAACACCAUCACCUCAGCCAAAACUCCCCUCCCAACACCCACUACAAAAACAGGGAAACAGUAAUACCGACAAAACUCAGGUUGCACAGAUACACACAGCCAAUGGAGUAGUAGCACCAGACCAGACAGAAGAUGAGGACCAGAGAUUACCUGAUCGUGGCUCCGCUGUGUCCACCUCGGUCCCAGAUAAUGCCGUCAACAGCACACUGAUAAACGGAGAAAGUACUUCCAGAGAGUCAUUGCAGAGUAUGACUGCCUGUGAAGGACAAAUGCUUAACAGCUGCUACAGGACUCCAAGCAGUGAUACGCUGCUCCCGUCUGACAAUGAAACUCUAGCAAUUAAUACUAAUGUGAAGGAAGAACCGACUGAGGAAGUCACUAAGCAAGAUCAACCUGUAGAAACAAAGGAAACAGAUGAACAGAAACGUCACAAAAUUGCCAGUGAACUUCUACAAACAGAAAAGGCCUAUGUUAGCCGGCUUGACCUACUAGAUGGGGUAUUCUAUUCCAGACUCCUUGAGGAAGCCAACAGAGGUUCAUUUCCAGCUGAAGUGAUUAACAAAAUCUUUUCUAAUAUUUCAUCAAUAAAUGCCUUCCACAGUAAAUUCUUACUUCCAGAGCUUGAAAAAAGAAUGCAAGAAUGGACUACCACCCCCAGAAUCGGAGAUAUUCUGCAAAAGUUAGCUCCUUUCCUCAAGAUGUACGGAGAGUAUGUGAAGAAUUUUGAUAACGCAAUGGAAUUGGUGAAGACGUGGACUGAACGGUCACCUCAGUUCAAAUACAUUAUUCAGGAUAUUCAGAAGGAAAAAGUGUGUGGAAAUUUGACAUUGCAACAUCACAUGCUAGAACCAGUACAACGCAUUCCACGCUACGAGAUGCUUCUAAAGGACUACCUAAGGAAAUUGCCUCAGGAUUCUCUAGACUGGAAAGAUGCUGAAAAAUCCCUGGAAAUUAUAUCCACUGCAGCAAGUCACUCUAAUAGUGCAAUAAGAAAAAUGGAGAACCUAAAGAAAUUGUUAGAGAUAUACGAAAUGCUGGGAGAAGAGGAAGACAUUGUGAACCCUUCAAAUGAACUGAUAAAAGAAGGACAGAUCCUUAAACUGGCUGCUCGUAAUACGUCUGCUCAAGAACGGUAUCUUUUCCUAUUUAACAACAUGUUGCUCUACUGCGUCCCCAAAUUCAGCUUGGUAGGAUCAAAGUUCUCAGUGCGAACCAGAGUUGGCAUAGAUGGUAUGAAGAUUAUAGCAACUCAUAAUGAAGAAUAUCCACACACUUUUCAAGUGUCUGGAAAAGAGCGAACACUGGAGUUGCAGGCCAGUUCUGAACAAGAUAAGGAAGAAUGGAUAAAGGCCCUUCAGAAUACUAUAGAAGCUUUUCAGCAGAGGAACGAAACUUUCAGAAACGCUAUUGCUAAAGAAUAUGAGGACAUGCCUGUUGAGGUUUCUAACGCUGAGCUUGGGAAGAGAGCACCGAGGUGGAUACGAGACAACGAAGUCACCAUGUGCAUGAAAUGCAAGGAGCCCUUUAACGCGCUGACAAGGAGAAGGCACCACUGCCGAGCAUGUGGACACGUGGUUUGCUGGAAAUGUUCUGAUUAUAAGGCACAUCUCGAAUAUGAUGGCAAUAAAUUGAACAAAGUUUGUAAGGACUGCUAUCACGUUAUAAUUGGUUGUACAGACAGUGAAGAAAAGAAGAGGAAAGGCAUCUUAGAGAUUGAAUCUGCAGAAGUCUCUGGGAAUAGUGUCAUAUGUAGCUUUCUUCAGUACAUGGAAAAAUCCAAGCCCUGGCAGAAAGCAUGGUGUGUUAUACCUAAACAGGAAGCUCUUGUGCUGUACAUGUACGGUGCUCCACAGGAUGUCAAAGCUCUGGCUACAAUCCCACUUCUGGGCUAUACCGUAGAUGACACUCCGAGAAGUGCUGACCUCCCACACAGCUUCAAACUGACCCAGUCUAAGUCUGUGCACAGCUUUGCUGCGGACAAUGAGGAACUAAAACAGAAAUGGCUGAAAGUUAUCCAUUUAGCUGUCAAAGGUGAGACAUCAGAAUGUCAAAAUGAACUGCAAAUGAAUUUAGAAGAGCAACCUGAAUCUUCUAAAACAUCUGGAUGCUGAAGCUCAAGAACACAUGGUAUUUUUAAAAGAUUUCAAUUGAAUUUGUGGUUAAC